Molecule: messenger RNA, 2125 nt
Organism: Morone saxatilis (striped sea-bass)
Lineage: Eukaryota; Metazoa; Chordata; Actinopteri; Moronidae
Gene: gdi2
Product: GDP dissociation inhibitor 2
Exons: 10
Coding region: 116-1456 (446 amino acids)
Biological process (GO): vesicle-mediated transport; small GTPase-mediated signal transduction; protein transport
Cellular component (GO): cytoplasm
Molecular function (GO): Rab GDP-dissociation inhibitor activity
Source: RefSeq, a predicted model, not a curated record
CACGCCCCCCGAGGCGCCUGACGCUGAACCGCAGCCCCUUCUCAUUUCCAGCCCCGCAGAUCUCCAUUUUCUUCUUUCACGAUAUUCAGGAGCACAGGACUAAACGUUUGGAAAAAUGAAUGAAGAAUACGACGUUAUCGUUCUGGGCACCGGACUGACGGAAUGCAUUUUAUCAGGCAUCAUGUCCGUGAAGGGGAAGAAGGUUCUGCACAUGGACCGCAAUGCCUACUACGGAGCUGAGAGUGCCUCCAUCACGCCUCUUGAAGAUCUCUACAAGCGCUUCAACCUUCCCGGCAAACCUCCUGAGUCAAUGGGAAAAGGCCGGGAUUGGAACGUGGACCUCAUCCCGAAAUUCCUCAUGGCCAAUGGUCAGCUGGUCCGCAUGCUGCUGAUCACACAAGUGACACGCUACCUGGACUUCAAAGUGAUUGAGGGCAGCUUUGUGUACAAAGGGGGCAAAAUCCAUAAAGUCCCCUCUACUGAGACCGAGGCCCUGGCAUCUAGUCUGAUGGGGCUGUUUGAGAAACGGCGCUUCAGAAAGUUCCUGAUGUUCAUCUCCAACUUUGACGAGAAUGACCCUAAAACCAUGGAGGACGUUGACCCCCAGAAGACAGUAAUGAGGGACAUAUUCAAAAAGUUCAGCCUGGGCCAGGAGGUCAUGGACUUCACUGGCCACUCCCUCGCCCUCUAUCGCACAGAUGAUUACCUGGAUAAACCUUGCAUUGAAACAAUAAACAGGAUAAAGCUCUACAGCGAGUCUCUGGCCAGAUAUGGCAAAAGCCCGUACCUCUACCCCCUGUACGGCCUGGGAGAGCUGCCACAAGGGUUUGCCAGGCUGAGUGCCAUCUAUGGUGGGACGUAUAUGUUGAACAAGCCCAUAGAGGAGAUCGUGGUGGAGAAUGGGAAGGUGGUGGGGGUCAAGUCUGAGGGAGAGAUCGCCAGGUGCAAGCAGCUGAUCUGUGAUCCCAGCUACGCUAUGGAUCGUGCCACCAAAGUGGGUCAGGUGAUCAGAGUCAUCUGCAUCUUGAGUCACCCCAUCGCCAACACCGGUGACAUCAACUCUUGCCAGAUCAUCAUCCCCCAGAAUCAGGUCAACAGGAAGCAUGACAUCUACGUUUGUAUGAUGUCCUUUGCUCACAACGUGGCAGCACAGGGAAAAUACGUCGCCAUCGCCAGCACCACGGUGGAGACAAACGACCCUGAGAAAGAGGUCAAACCGGCCCUAGACCUACUGGAGCCCAUCGAGCAGAAGUUUGUCAGCAUUAGUGACCAGUAUGCACCCACUGACAUGGGCACUGACAGCCAGGUUUUCAUCUCGCGUUCGUACGACGCCACAACUCACUUCGAGACCACCUGUGACGACAUCAAGGACAUCUACCGGAGGAUGACGGGCUCAGAAUUUGACUUUGCCGAGAUGGAGCGCAAGAAGCAGGACAUCUUCGGCGACGCAGAGUAGAAGGCAAAGCGUCCGCGACACUCCUGAUCAUCCAAGACAACGCUGCCGACAACUGAAAUCUUAAAAAUAGAAAAACCUACACAAAAAAUGUACACACCAGUGGGCUGGCUGAUUAUCCACGUAUAUGGUUUGCCCAUUGAGGAAGUUCAUGAUAUAUAGAGAGAUAUGACAUAGUAUUGUUGGAUAGGGUUCAGGGAGGGAGAUAUGCUUUUUCAAAUCACAUUCAAAUGGUUGUUGCACUAAACGCUGGUUAUGCCUCAUCCACAGUAAUACCCUACAUUCUUCUACUUCAUCAUGUUAAAAUGAUGCAUAGUCCAAAGAUGCCAAAUCAAACUAUAAUUCAUAAUCAGUACUAUCUUACAGAGUGGGUGUGUAUGGGGGGGCGGUUGUCUUUUUUUUUUUUUUUUCUUUUUCUUUGUCAUUGUGUAAAAGGCAUUGGGAAGAUAUAUAAUAUCUAUACAUUAGUUAUUUAGUCUGCAGGUAAUUUUUCAUGUCAGGGGGAGGGAGAAACGGCUUGGCUUAGUGCGUCAGAAUCGAAUCAUGUGUGUUCCUCACUUGGUGUAUUCAAGCCCAGCAAACAGCACACAGCCGCGUGAGGUGGCACCUCAGCCGAAGCCAGCUUAUAUUGUCAGAUGUUGUGAAAUUAAAGUGGUUGAAGUAUCUGUAUAA